CAUGGUGCUACCGCAAACCUUUCCACCUAUUACCGUCUGAAAUUCCAUUUGUUUUAAAGUCUUUCGCGAAUACACCGCAGAUUACGAGGCAAACGACCCAAUAUCCACACACACGCCGUGUUUUUAUCACACUAAUUGGUGUAACGGUCCGUCGCUAUAACAACGAUGACGUUGCUCUAUUCCUUAUGAAGAUAAAUUGCAAGUGGCGGGAAAAGUCACGUUUGUUCUGUGGGCUCGCGGCUCAGUUCUCGUCCUUUACCUCCCAUUUUGCUUAAUAACGCUCCACCAUUAACAUAGCAGGAUGCGGGGCAUCAUUCUAAUUAAUAAAACAAACGUGAAGCGUGCCGGUAAGACAGCUUUCACUGUGCCACUAGGGACCUUAUAUUCUACUAUACGCUCAGUGUAUUACUGAAUGGCCUCUGUCUUGUUUUUUUUUAAGAAUACGGUUGAGUUAGCUAAUGCCAAAGGUUCGUUGCUGGUAUGUCUCUAUUUCAGGGUAAUGGUGGUCAUACCUGAAUUAGUUUGAACAUGCAUAGUUCGAUUAAUAGCAUGGUGGAAAGGUACUGGUAGCAUGAUACAACGUGCAGCUGCGUGGCCAAACGAUCUAUCACUAGAUGAUAUAAGAUCUGCAGAUCUUGUAUCAGUCAGCGACAGGUCGUUUGGCCAUGCAUCAUCGUCCAUGGUCUCAAUGGGUGGAAGCGCGACGGCAAAUGAAGCCUUGCCAAUUUGCUUUGUCAUUCCUGAGCCGUUGAUGUCGUCUACGGAGAUAAUGUCCACGUAAUCAAAUGACCUCCUAUGUUUAUACCCCCCCCCUCCAUUAAAAGGAUAUCGAAAGUUGACUGGGCCGCUGCCGUAGGCCUCGAACAACACUGACGAGGUACAUCGUUUACUUACUGUUUUAAACAUCUGGAAAUUUUGUCGGUGCUGAUGGUAAUGGAUGCUGGUUACCCUGCCCGAAACGCAAAACCACCUAUCCUGAUGAAGUAUCGGAACUCAUCAACCGAUGACGCGCACUUGAACAAUUCCACUUGUUGUGGAUGGUCCACCGUCGGCUCUCUCCAUCCCUCUACCAACGAGGAGAAGGUGAUGACCGACCCGGCAACACCGGCAGGUGGUAAAAAAGGCACCCCAUUUGGUGAGAGACUCAGGGGGUUUGGAGAUGCCACGACAUUCCACGGGUUGCGCUACGUCAUGAACAAUUCCUACUCACGCAGUCGAAGGUUGGUAAGAGAUUUGAGCUACAGAUUUUGUUUUAAGUUUGCUGUCUUGUUCAGUUGCUUCCUAUUUUGUCUUUUCCUCCUUGUUUUCAGGUUGUUGUGGCUCAUACUUGUGCUUGGAAUGACGACUUUCCUAGUGUAUAACAUUUUCAAAGCCAUCUUGGUCUUGCUCCGACAUCCAGAAACCAGCGCCAUCUCCCUCAACUACGUGCCCAGAAUCACUUUCCCCGCUGUCACGGUCUGCAACAUUAACCUUCUCCGGGCCAGUUCCCUGGAUGAGUCCGUCAUCGGGACGCUGGCUGCCAUCUACCAGGAGGAUCGGUCAGAUAGUACCGGCUUCGACUUCGGCCCCGUGGACGCCCUGUACCACUACCCCAACGGGAGUGACUCGUUGGAGACCAUCUUCAACGCCUCGCACCAGAUCGAGGACAUGCUGUUCAGGUGUCGGUGGCGGCACGAGAAGUGUUCCGCAGCCAACUUCACCCGGCGCCUCACCGACCACGGGGUGUGUUACACCUUCAAUGACCCUGCAGACGAGCGAGAUGCCCUGCAGGUCCAAAAUCCGGGCAGCAGUAACGGACUGUUCAUGAGACUCAACAUUGAACAGGACCUCUACACCUACGGAGAAAGCACAUCAGCUGGAAUUAAGGUCUUGCUGCAUCCGCAGGGCGAGUUCCCCAUCGUCAAGGAGUUUGCGUUUUCGCUGACACCGGGUUUCGCCACCUCGAUAGCUGUACGCAAACAGAGGGUGAGAAGCCUGAGGGCGCCAUUUAAGUCCAAUUGCACGGAGUCGAAUCUGCGGGAGUUCCCGUUUAAAUACUCGGUGGCGGCCUGUCACUUCGAGUGUCUGGUUCACUUCGUCGUCGAGCAUUGUGGGUGUCGUGACUACAGGUGGCCAGUCAAGGCCCCAAUAUGUUCCGUUGAAAAGCAAGUGACGUGUGUUUACCAUUACGAAGAUGAGUUUGCGUGGGACAGUGACAAGUGUAGCUGUCCGAUGUCUUGUGAGACGACGACGUACGAAAGCAAGAUCUCGCAAGCACAAUGGCCGGCUAAACAUUUCGACAGGGAUUUACAAGAGAAGUACAACUUGUCUCACCAAUACCUCAGGGACAACUAUCUGGAUGUUUACGUUUUCAUGGAGGAAAUUAUGUUCAUGGAAAUUGAACAGCAGGAGGCUUACACACUGGAACAUUUCGAAGGUGAUAUAGGUGGAUACAUGGGCUUACUGUGUGGCAUGAGUCUCAUCACUCUGGCGGAGUGGGUGGAUUUCAUCAUCAUCACGAUCUACAAGAGGUUUAUCAGCUCCAAACGGGUGCGCUCUCGUAACGAUGGUAACGGAAAGUGAACAUCGUGACGAGGACGACACCGAUUCGCCGCGCGAGAGCCGACCGACGUUGUUCAAGACUACGGGAAUUUACCGUUCGUUUGCGCAAUAUGGGAUACACCGACCGCCUGUUUUACGUCCAAGCUAACAUUUUGACAAGGAAAAAGCUGUUUAAUGACCAACAUCCAGGCCCGGCCAGUGUUAAAUAUACAGGACAGAUUCGGUUAGACUUACCUGUAAU
Molecule: messenger RNA, 2782 nt
Organism: Acanthaster planci (crown-of-thorns starfish)
Lineage: Eukaryota; Metazoa; Echinodermata; Asteroidea; Valvatida; Acanthasteridae
Product: acid-sensing ion channel 4-like
Source: RefSeq, a predicted model, not a curated record